Lolium perenne is the source of this 480-nucleotide messenger RNA. NCBI's taxonomy places the organism in Eukaryota, Viridiplantae, Streptophyta, Magnoliopsida, Poales, Poaceae. The record is from RefSeq and is a predicted model, not a curated record.
AUGGUCACCAUCGACAAGUUCACAAAAUGGGUGGAGGUCGAGCCCGUGCGAGCCAUAACUGCACAGGCAGCCGUCAAGUUCAUCAAGGGGAUUGUUUGCUGCUUCGGUGUGCCUAACAGCAUUAUCACCGAUUUGGGAUCGCAAUUCACAAGCGGACUCUUCAUGGCAUACUGCAGCAACUUGGGCACCAAAAUCUGCUACGCUUCCGUGGCACACCCCCGUAGCAACGGGCAGGUGGAAUGGGUCAACGCAGAGGUGCUCAGAGGAUUGAAGACCAAGACCUUUGACAGGUUCAAAGGAAGUGGAAAAAACUGGAUCGAGGAACUCCCGACUGUGUUGUGGUCCUUGCGCACCAUGCCCAAUCGUGUCACCAGAGAAACACCUUUCUCCCUGGUGUAUGGAGCUAAAGCAAUGCUGCCCUCGGAGAUCAAGUACAGAUCUCCUCCAGUGCGCGCCUUCGUCGAGGAAGUGCAGCGCUAG